Messenger RNA from Babesia bovis T2Bo, 961 nucleotides. Its product is annotated as 3-oxo-5-alpha-steroid 4-dehydrogenase family protein. Gene Ontology annotation, molecular function: oxidoreductase activity, acting on the CH-CH group of donors. The transcript is spliced from 6 exons. The coding region runs from base 62 to 949 and encodes 295 amino acids. The record is from RefSeq and is a predicted model, not a curated record. Gene Ontology annotation, biological process: very long-chain fatty acid biosynthetic process. Lineage: Eukaryota; Apicomplexa; Aconoidasida; Piroplasmida; Babesiidae.
UUUUGUCUUUAAUGUGUUUUCGACGGAAUAUUUGGUUAUAAACCGAAAGCAGAAUUCAAAGAUGAACAUUCUGCUGAAGCAGUCUAACGGUGCCUUCAUCGAACGCAUAUCUAUCGCUGAUGACGCUACUGUUGACGAUUUGAGGCAGUUAUUCUAUGAGAAGUUUCAUUUUUACCCUCAACGUCAGCAAUGGUCGGUCAAUGCAGCUGAUGGUGUUAAGCUAGUUGAGAAUCGAUUAUCCGACUAUGGAAUCACUGAUGACACGUCGUUAUAUUUCAAGGAUCUAGGGGUACAAAUCUCAUGGCGGCUUGUAUUCUUUUUGGAGUACCUAGGCCCGCUAUUGAUAUUACCGCUAUUAUAUCACUUCCCCGGUAUAUUCUAUCGCACUAACGAUGUGCCGAAGAAUAACGUUCAAGUAUUCACCUUUGUGAUGUUGAUGUUUCACUUUACAAAGCGCGAGUUAGAAUCGCUUUUUGUUCACCGUUUUUCUAGGAGUACUAUGCCGAUUCGCAAUUUAUUCAUUAAUUGCUUCCACUAUUGGAUACUUUGUGCUGUCGGUAUUGGUUACUUUGUUUUCCACCCUAGGUACACCGAGAUAAUCCUCUUGUGGCGCUAUGAGAAGAUAGUUUUAAUAAUACUCUUCUUCUACUUUCAGUUUAUGACACUGAUGACUCACUUGACGCUGCGCAACUUGCGUCCCAAAGGCACUCGAGUUCGUGGUAUUCCUAAUAAUUGGGGUUUUCAGUAUGUUAGUUGCGCCAAUUACUUCUGGGAACUCAUGAUUUGGGUAGUGGUGGCCUUAUUCACCAAUACCAUUUCAUCAUAUAUAUUUGUUUUUGCCGUGGGAGCCAUUUUAUCACAAUGGGCAAUGAGCAAGCACCGGAAGUAUAUCAAGGAGUUUUCCCACUACGACCGCCGUCGGAGGGCUCUGAUACCGUUUAUAUACUGAAUGUGGUAUACA